AUGGUUUAAACUUUCCUUUUUAGUCUUUUUGGAGCCCAUGGAGGUGGACAAGCCAAAAGAGGAGAAACAGGAAUCGAGUCCCAUCCUUCCUAACAAAGGGAAUGGGCUUGAUCUUGAGACAUACUCAUGGACACAGAAUCUCCAAGAGGUCACGGUUAAUAUUCCAGUGCCUAGCGGUACUAAAUCACGGUCUGUUAUCUGUGAAAUCAAGAAGAACAGUCUAAAAGUUGGUUUCAAAGGACAAGAUCCAAUCAUCGAUGGAGAAUUCUUCAACGCUGUCAAGCCUGACGAGUGUUUCUGGAACAUCGAGGAUCAAAAGGUCAUAUCGGUGCUCUUGACAAAGCAAGACCAGAUGGAGUGGUGGAAAUAUUGUUUGAAAGGAGAACCUGAAAUAGAUACUCAGAAAGUUGAGCCAGAGAGCAGCAAACUAGGUGAUCUUGACCCGGAUAUUCGCCAAUCCGUUGAGAAGAUGAUAUUUGAUCAAAGGCAAAAGCAGAUGGGACUGCCAACGAGUGAUGAGAUAGAGAAAAAAGAUAUGCUCAAGAAGUUCAUGGCUCAGCAUCCUGGGAUGGACUUCUCUAAUGCAAAGUUUAACUGAUUUUGAAACAACUCUUCUUCUCUUAAGCCAAUUUUGUGUUACUAAUUAUAUAUAUAUCGUCUCUUGCUAUGGCUUCAAGAUGAAAUCUGCCCUGUUGGUUUUUUUUUUUUUUUGGGCAAACACCCUUUUGGUUAUUUGAAGAUCAGUUGUUGAUUCGUUAAUUAAGCUUUCUUACAUUAUGAACUUUAAGAAAAGCUUCAAAACUUA
Molecule: messenger RNA, 805 nt
Organism: Arabidopsis arenosa
Lineage: Eukaryota; Viridiplantae; Streptophyta; Magnoliopsida; Brassicales; Brassicaceae
Source: the annotation of a GenBank genome assembly